GUUCAAUAAUCAUCUACACUAUACUAUACUAAAAUAUUGCUAUUUGUUUGCUAAUUGAAUACAAAUGAUAUCUCAAUUCUUUAUUCAUAAUUUUGUGACAGGUAGAAAAAAAUUUAGAUUUUUAAAGUUAAUGUGUAAUAGCAAUUAAACCGAAGAAACUCAAUCAUUAUAAAUAAUAUGAAAAAUUUUAAUACCAGUGAAGUGAAGACUAUUUUUCCUUCGGAAAAUUGUCAAAUCAAAUCCUCAACAUAUGAAGAAGAACCAAAUAAUGACAUCCUCGAAAAUACAAAAAAAAAAAAUGAUAAUUCAGAUAAUCUACGUCAAAAAUUUUUUCCUCCAGAAAUCAAUGAAUGUACAACCUCUAAAAGUAUAGAAUUAAGUGGAACAGGAAAUAUCAUUAUCACUAAUGGCAACAGUAAUCAAUCGAUUGUACAAAAUCAAUUAAAUAAUCAAUUAGUAAAUUCAGAUUCAACGUAUCGUUAUCAUAGAUCUUUUUCAACUCUUUGUGAGUCUUGUUGCACUGCAUCAGCGAAAAAGAUUUAUUUUGGUAUUUGCGUUACCAUUUGUGUUACAACCAGCUGGGUUGGUGCUACUCACUGCAUAAAGUUUUUAUAUUUUCAAAAAAGUUAUGUAAACACAAAUCAUCUUCAAUUUAAAAAUUUUUCUUAUUCUCAGCAUCAUAAUCAACAGCAUGUUCCAUUCAACGCACCUUUCUUUACAACAUGGUUCUUCACGAACUGGACAGUUCUAUAUUUUCCAAUUUACUUUUUGAACCAAAGCAUGAAAUCUAAGUGUUUAACAUCAUCAGAAAUAUUGUCAGAUAGUAUCAGAGGAUUUAGAGACAAAGGUCUCACGGGAGGAAGAUUUUUAACACGUUGCAGUCUCUUCUGUGGUCUUUGGGUGACAACUAAUUACAUGUACAUUUAUUCACUUCGUAUAUUACUUGCAACUGAUGUUAUGACUCUCUUCGCAACUAAUGUUGCAUGUGUCUAUUUACUCUCUUGGGUUAUUUUGCACGAACAAUUUGUUGGUGUAAGGAUAGUAGCUGUAAUACUUUGUGAUACUGGUAUCGCUCUACUAGCUUAUAUGGACGGAAUUACAGGCAGCCCGACAUUAGGAGGUGUUGUAUUAGCUGCUUCUGCAGCAGCUGGCUCAGCAGUUUAUAAGGUUUUAUUCAAAAAAGUGAUAGGAGAUGCGAAUUUUGGACAGAUAUCUUUAUUUUUUUCCAUGAUUGGAAUAUGUAAUGCAGCUUUACUAUGGCCAAUAUGGCUAGUUUUAUACUUUUCAGGAGUAGAGUACAUACUUUGGAUGAAGUUUCCUUGGGCUAUACUAUUCAUAGCAAGUAUUUUACAUCUUGUUGCAAACAUGCUUGGAAAUUUCAGUAUUGCUGUAACCUAUAAUCUUUUCAUAACUUUAGGAUUAAUAACAGCAGUACCUGUAUCGGCUGCUUUAGAUGUUAUAUUAUAUGGAGCUAACUUCGCAGGAAUGAAAUUAGCUGGGAUGAUCUUGAUUGCUACAGGAUUCUUUCUUGUUAUGUUUCCAAAUAAUUGGCCUGAUUACUUUACUCGACUUCUAAGGUGACCAAACAGCAGAUAAAAUUGCGACGGAAAUUUAUUUGAUUCAUCUUAUAGGAUCCCUGACAGAAGAAGAUAAAAAAUUGCGGCAAAAAAGUCUAUGCAUCAUAUAAGAGGAGAUCCUACAGCAGAAACAGCGAGAGAGAAGAUAGAGACUUUUUCGAACUUGCGUCAAGCAAUACGUGAUGGAGAAUGCCUGUCAUCAUAUAAUGUAUCAAUUUUGUCAAAAAUGAUCUGCACAAAUUCAAAAAAGAUACAUGUAUCCUCCCAUAGAUUUUGUAAUGCAGUACCAAGCACUUCUGGAAGUACAAAAAUACUCUGACUUCGCAACAAGCGGCCCGUUUCUACCAGAAAGAGUUCGCACCGUUACAAUAAAAUGUCAAGUUGAUCCAAGCUUCCAAAAAGUUGCGAGAAUGCACAGAAAAAUUGAGAGUUGUCAGAAACCUCAUACCAGUUGAUACACAAAAACAAAAGUAUAAGAGAAAAACCUCUGAUAUAUGGUAUGA
This is a messenger RNA of Phymastichus coffea, 2080 nucleotides long. Its product is annotated as solute carrier family 35 member F3. Bases 178 to 1581 code for a protein of 467 amino acids. NCBI's taxonomy places the organism in Eukaryota, Metazoa, Arthropoda, Insecta, Hymenoptera, Eulophidae. The record is from RefSeq and is a predicted model, not a curated record. The transcript is spliced from 10 exons.